AUGUCAGAAAGAAAACGCGCUCAUAAUGAAGAUGAUUCCGAUGAUGCGAAUUCGGAAAUUUCCCGACCGCCGUUAACGAGAUCACAUAAAAUUGAAAGAGAUGAUGACAAAAAGUUCAACCUCCUCCUUAUUUUGACCGGAAGUGUAGCAGUUAUUAAAGCGCCAGAACUUAUUCAAAAACUCUAUCAACGAUGCGGAGAAGAUAAAAUUAUUAUUAAAGUGGUUGCAACUGAAAAUGCGUUUAAAAUGCUAAACUCACAGAAAUUGGAAAUUGAUGAAUUAAUUUAUCUCGAUAUGGAUGAGUGGAACAUGUGGAGAGAGCGCGGCGAUCCGGUACUUCACAUUGGUAAGAUCUGUGAACUUCGUAAGUGGGCUGAUGCUAUGUUAAUUUCUCCAUUGGACGCUAACACGAUGGCAAAAAUCGCGAACGGAAUUUGUGACAAUCUUGUCACAUCAGUUAUCAGAGCAUGGGAUUUCGAAAAGCCUGUUUAUUUUGCACCUGCCAUGAACACUUAUAUGUGGGAGAAUCCGUUAACAGUGGGCCAUAGGAAUACGUUGAAAUCGAUUUUGCAGUUCAAGGAAAUUUGUCCGAUAUCCAAAGAACUUAUGUGCGGUGACAAAGGUCUUGGCGCGAUGGCCGAUACUGAAACAAUAUCCUCUUUGAUUUCCGCUUUAGUUCGUGAUCAACUUGCAGUUCGUUCUAGACACUAA
Messenger RNA from Caenorhabditis bovis, 711 nucleotides. Lineage: Eukaryota; Metazoa; Nematoda; Chromadorea; Rhabditida; Rhabditidae. The record is from the annotation of a GenBank genome assembly.